This is a messenger RNA of Contarinia nasturtii (swede midge), 1579 nucleotides long. RefSeq lists its product as uncharacterized. The record is from RefSeq and is a predicted model, not a curated record. The coding region runs from base 355 to 741 and encodes 128 amino acids. The transcript has 3 exons. Lineage: Eukaryota; Metazoa; Arthropoda; Insecta; Diptera; Cecidomyiidae.
GAUUCUUUUUUUUCGAUUAUUUGUUGAUUAUUUUGGAUUAUCGUCAUUCAUGCAUUAAUUCUAAUAUGUAUACAUACUAUGAGAUUGCCAAAUGACGAUGAUGAAAACAGAAUGUAUGUAAGAUAGAAAGAGGGACUGUGUGUCUGGGCGAAUGAAUGAGUGAGCGAGUGAUUACAUAUUGAAAAUCAUUAAUAUGUAAGACAAAACAUACAAUAGAAACAAAAGUCACGGCAGCAAAAUGAUUUGCUGAUGAAAAUUGAGAUUUGGUAGUGGUACACAAGGAAUCAAUGUUGUACACACAGUAGCAUUGUAUCGGAACAACGUCACAGCGGUAACGACAAUAUGGCGUAGCGAAUGGACAAUACUACGAGAACAGUAGCAACGACAAAAGAUCACAUUCGGGGCCUGUCCAAGCAAGUGGUUAGCAAUGGAAGAAGAUAUGACAGUGAACAGCAGCAAAAUGCUGAUGGAGAUGGAGAAGCACGUAGGAGAUUUAGAUUUUUAAAUUUAGUUGAUGUUCGUCAGGCACCCAUUGUGCCAGAGUCAUCAAGGUUUAAUCGAUUGAGAUUGGCACAACGUAGAAAAAUAAAUCAACAAUUAUUACAACCACCGGCUCAAGCAUUGCCAUCAUCGUACAGCAGUGAUGAAGAACAAAUUAAUUUCGAAAAUGCUGUGCCAACAAUAGAGAUAUCAGAUGACGAACAAUUGCCAGAGAACCAGUUCCAAGUCCAAUCAGUUUAAGCGGUGGAUCUGUGUUAGCGAUGACAGUGAUAGCGAAUCGAUAGAUGAUGAACCAGUUCUAAGUCCCAUCAGUUUGUCAGAUAGCGAUGACACUGAUAGCGAACCGAAAGCCAAAUGGACUCGGCUUACAACAACCGAAGUGGUGGUGGUACCAGCAAGAUAUUCAACACGACCACAAACAAUUGCAUCAACAUCUCGUGCACGUUCACCACCGAUAGCUCAGCAGCAACAACAACAACAACAACAGCCACAAACAGCACUUGUUCAUACGAAAAUAAACCGUCGCAAGGGAGAGGUCAUUCCUGCAAAUAUGGAACAAUUCACCGUGAAAAUGACGUUAAACCAGUUUCUGAGGGAGAACGAACAUGACAAAGGCCAACUUACCCACGAAAGAAAAACGUGAAGCAUUUAAAAAUGAAUUGAAUGCUCAAAGCCAAGAGUUUAUACACCCGUUCGAUGCACGGAAAUAUUUUUAUUCGCUUAGAACAAGUCGCCAAACAGUCAGCAAUGAGCGAUAUCCUUUGGAUGACGAUUUUGCGUUAAAACUGACAUAAUAAAAAGGAUCGUUUCGUAGUUUGCCACAACUGUCCAAUGGCCCCAAAUAUUGUUCUCAAAACUCCAAAGAAAUGGACGAUGAAAGUGCAUCACAGUCGUCGAAAGAAAAUUUCUUCUCUCUUCCACAGAAUCGCGAUUACCACUACCAAAUCUCAAUUCGUUCAAGAUAAUUGCUUGAUGCUAACAGCAUAUUUCAUUCCGAAUUAUUUCACAUUUUUAUUGAUUAUUUUCGAUUAUUUGUCGAUUAUUUUAAAUUAUUUGAAUUCUUUUUUUUUGUGAUUCU